AUGAAAUACUUUAUCGCCCACGCGCUCUUCGCUUCCAUGGCUUCGCCCAGCAUUAUCCCGCCCCCGGUCAUCGUCAUCGACAACCCUGAGAUCCAAGAGAUCGUGGCUGCUAUCCAGAGUCCCAGUGCUACUGUUGCCGUUCUCGAACAGAUGCUACUAGAUAUCCUUGGACUAAACCAACCCGAGCCCAUUGAGGUUGGACCUGCCAUCGUUGACAACCCUGAGCCUAUUUCAAUCGAACCCACUAUCAUCGAUUUCCCCUUGUCCGACGGAGGUGCUGUGACUGAGGCACACCCCGCCCCCAUGAUGCCUGCUUCCGUUGCGCCCUCUGCGGGUGCUCCUCUUGUUCAAAUCAUCCUGAACAUCAAGUCUACUUCUGACGUUGCUGUUUCUCCUGUUGCUAUUGAAACUAUCCCAUCCCCUUCCCGAGUCACCCAACCCCGUUCAUGUGGUUAA
Messenger RNA from Parnassius apollo (apollo), 456 nucleotides. NCBI's taxonomy places the organism in Eukaryota, Metazoa, Arthropoda, Insecta, Lepidoptera, Papilionidae. The record is from the annotation of a GenBank genome assembly.